AUGGAGUCUAACACUGGAGUUGACUAUGCACGUGUGCGGCCAAUGCUCGAGCUAGCUCGGAGCUUCGUAGAGCCCAUGACCGAUCAGAUCAAAUACCUGGUUACAGGAGGACUGACUGAGGCUCAGUCGAUUGACGCCGAUGGAGAGAAUAACGAAGAUGUAGUUGUACGAGGUAUCGGAUCUAACCCGAUACAGGAGAUGCGCCUGGAGAAGGGUAUCCCUCCGACAUAUCCCCUCCAGUGGUUUGCCGCAAAUAAAUGGAAUAAGCCCCCUAUCACGCUACCCGGACCCCGAGCAGGAGCGAAUCUGAACGAUUAUUAUCACAUCAUCACCAACACCUACCGUAGAGAGUCUGUGUCUGUUACCUCCUCUCUGACGUUCCUUCAGCUGCUAUGUCGGCAAAUCACCGGUCUCUUGAGGUUCGACUGGGUGUCACUGGGAGUCCUAAUCGAUUAUAAAGAUUCUAUGAUCAAUCCCCUGGAUGUAUUCACAGUGCGUAUCACGGAGAUUAACACCAACAUCGGAUCAAGUCAAGAGGACGUCUCAGACGACAUGCUGUAUGAUCUGGCUCUCCUAAUUCUUGGGGGAUUCCGGAUCCAUAUGGCGUCAAAUCAGACGUACAUUGACCGCCUCCAGACCGCCCUUAAGGCACAAUUAAUAAACCCGGACUUUUCCGAUGGCGUAGAGGUAGCGAUUACAAACUUUGCUCAACUGUAUUCAGAUCCAGAAUUCGUCAAGCUUGCAUGUGGGAUGGAUAUGUUCUUCGCUGUCUUUCCGCAGCACAAUCGAGCAAAGUUGCGUUUUGGAACGUUGAUUAUGGCGCACAAAGAUUGCACGGGCCUGUCUGCAAUCACGGCCGGUUGUGAGCUCAUGCAUCACACCACCCGGGUGUUUUCCCGAUGGCUUAUGACGCCAGUCCUCAGAUCAGAUAUGAAUAGGAUGACGAUCCCGGGCCAGGAGAUCUGUAUCCCUUACUCAUACAGCCCAUAUCUCUCGGGGCUCGGCAUUGUGGAUAAGAGCCCGUAUUCAGCCGCACUGAAUUGUGGGUUGCAUAUGUUUACGCAUAUGAUAGGAUGCGCGGUUCCAAUGGCUCGGUCGGUAAAUGCCAUUUACUUCCAGCCGUCCGGGCUUCAGGCGAUUAUCGACAAUGCCAUUUUGUUCAUUUAUGCUCAUUCCUGCACUGGGUCUCUCCAGAUGCAGUUCUUCCGGGCAUCGGAAGUAAGAACAGUGAAGAAGGUUGAGGAAGAGUCACGCCACUACAUGGAGGAAAUGCGCAAGAGGCUCCAAGAUUUUAAGAACGAAGAAGGACAGCGAACCGGGUCUGGAGAUGAAGAAGAAGAUGUAUCUCGACCAAGUACUCCUGAAUCUUCCCCUAGCGAGGGGGGUGGAGGUGAUCUGGAGGAUCUCGAGAGUGUUUCAGAGUUAGGAGGUGUGGUGGAAGGCGAGCCUACAAGCCGUGACGCACUAGAUUGGUAUAUGUACAUAUCCAGAUAUUACCACGGGUCUCUUCCGGCUAGGAUGCGGGAUGUUGCUUUCGAUAGAUGGUCAAAAUUAACGGAUGUCAGACCAAACACUGUAGGAGAAUUCGUCAAGAGGAUGAGCAAGAAUGUUCAGCCUUGA
Messenger RNA from Aedes aegypti (yellow fever mosquito), 1620 nucleotides. RefSeq lists its product as uncharacterized. NCBI's taxonomy places the organism in Eukaryota, Metazoa, Arthropoda, Insecta, Diptera, Culicidae. The transcript has a single exon. The record is from RefSeq and is a predicted model, not a curated record. Bases 1 to 1620 code for a protein of 539 amino acids.